This is a messenger RNA of Acanthoscelides obtectus, 792 nucleotides long. NCBI's taxonomy places the organism in Eukaryota, Metazoa, Arthropoda, Insecta, Coleoptera, Chrysomelidae. The record is from the annotation of a GenBank genome assembly.
AUGCGAAAAGGCAAGCAAGGAAAAGCCGAGAAAUCGUUGGAGAGACUAAGGGGAAAGGACUAUGACAUCAGAGGUGAAUUGCAGGCGAUACAAGCUGCCAUCGAUCAAGAAAAGCAGAUGGCCGGCUUCAAAGUGGCCAUCAAAACGAAAGCAGCAAAAAAAGCCACUGUGAUCUGCUUCACGUUGAUGGUCUACCAGCAAUUUUGUGGAAUAAACGCGGUCACGUUCUACACACAGGAGAUCUUCUUAGCAGCUGGAUCCGACCUUGAACCACAUUGGUGCGUCAUCAUUCUGGGAAUCGUCCAGGUUGUGGUAACAUUGUGUGUCUCGUGGGCCAUUGAAAAAGCUGGAAGGAAGAUAUUGCUGAUGGUUUCCUGUGGACUCAUGGCUUUGGCCUCCGCGAUGAUCGGAUUAUUCUUCACAUUUAAGAACCGCAAUCUUAUGGAUGAAGAUGGCGUGAAAUCUAUAGGUUUUCUGCCUAUCAUUGGCGUUAAUUUGUUCAUCAUAGCCUUCUCCAUUGGCUUGGGGCCCAUACCAUGGAUGGCGUCUUCUGAAAUUUUCCCACCAGAGGUCAAGUCCAAAUGUAGCUCGGCAGCGGCAACAUUCAAUUGGUUUUUGGCUUUCUUGGUUGCCAGAUUCUACUUGAAUUUGGCCAAUGCCAUUGGAAAUGACGUAACGUUCUUCAUAUUUGCUGCAAUCGCCGGAUCAGGUAUCUUUUUCACAUUAUUCGUGAUACCGGAGACGAAAGCGAAGACUUUUGAACAGAUUGUUGCAGAGCUGGAAGGCAAGUAA